AUGUCCCCUAGGAUCCGGUUAAUGAAUGUCGAGCUGCAUGAGUGGUUUGCCCGGCGCUGGAGGCGAGCUGCUGGAGCUGCUGGAGCUGGAGGUGCUGCGGGUACUGGAGGUUCUGUUGCUUCUGAGGGAGCUGGUGCCACGGGUCCCGGCGGUGCUCGUACUGGGAGUACUGGAGCUGCUGGACCUGCGGGUACUUCUGGAGCUGGAGUUGCUGCGGGUGUUGGCGCGGAGGCUACUGCUGUCGGUCCUGGAGGCGGUCCUGCUGGGGGUACUACUGGUGCUGCUGGGGGUUCUGGAGCUGGAGCUGCUACUGGUGCUGGUGCUGCCCCUGGGGGUGCUGGUGCUGUCCCUCCUGUGUCUGGAGUCGCCGCGCGGCCUCGGCCGUACUUCGUUCCGCUCCUUCAGCAGGUUCUUGGUCUCCCGCCUUCUACUGGUCCUCCUCCUCCUCCCUUAGAGUGUCCACAGCCUGUCCCGUCGCAGUUACAGUUACAGCCGGCCUCCCCACUGCCUGCUCCGUCUCCCUACACUGGUCCUACUGGAGGUCUUGCUGAGCGUCGUGAGCCUGCGUCUCGCCCUGCGUCGCCUGUCCGUGCUGCUAGCACUAGUGGUCGCGGUUCGCGUCAGCGUCCUCCUCCUGUCCCUGGCACGCACCGGAUGUCUCUGCGUCCGUCCACUGCUCCUCUGCGUGCCCCUUUGCCUUCUCCUCCUGAGUCUUCUCUUCCUACUCUUGCCGACCCGGAGUCGGACUCUCUUCGCGCUGCCAGUCCUACUGUCACGCGUCUCCUUGCUACGGUUGUCACUGACCCUUCCUUUGAGUCCACUGCUGCGUCUGCUCUAGUUGCUGAGCUCGUCGACUUUGCUGCUCGCUGUCGCCUAGACUACGUCGCCAGUCUUGUUGCUGAGUCUGAGUCUGUCUGUCCUCCGUCCGUCGGGGGUGAGUGUGCCCUUGGCACGGACGUCCUUGAGGACAGGCAGGAGGAGUUCCAGUGCUUGGCCGCUGCUUCACCUCAUCUCGUGUCCGUACUGCUUACCCCUGAGGGAGACCCGGAUGCACUUGACAUCCCGACUCCGCGCUCUUACGCGGAGGCGAUAGAGGGUCCCUACUCCUCUCAGUGGCAGGCAGCUAUGGACGCAGAGAUGGCUUCCUGGAAGUCCACAGGCACCUACGUUGACGAGGUUCCCCCGCCUGGGGCGAACAUCGUCAGUGGCAUGUGGAUUUUCAGGGUGAAGCGACCGCCGGGUUCUCCGCCUGUCUUCAAGGCGCGUUACGUGGCUCGUGGCUUCAGUCAGCAGCAGGGAGUUGACUACUUUCAGACCUUCUCUCCCACCCCGAAGAUGACCACUCUUCGGGUACUGCUGCACGUAGCUGCUCACCGUGACUACGAGCUACACUCUCUUGACUUCAGCACUGCUUUCUUGCAGGGCAGCCUGCACGAGGAGAUCUGGCUGCGUCGCCCACCUGGCUUCACUGGGUCUUUUCCUCCUGGCACCCAGUGGAGCCUACGGUGGCCAGUCUACGGUCUCCGCCAGGCACCGCGUGAGUGGCACGACACACUGAGGACUACACUUGCGGCUCUUGGGUUUGCUCCCUCUACUGCCGACCCGUCGCUGUUUCUACGCACCGACACUUCUUUGCCGCCGUUCUACAUCCUCGUGUACGUCGACGACUUGGUCUUUGCCACAGCUGACACUGCUGGACUAGCCCACGUGAAGUCCGAGCUGCAGAAGAGACACGUGUGCACUGACUUGGGUGAACUGCGCAGCUACCUUGGCUUGCAGAUCACUCGGGACAGAGCACGCCGCACCAUUACCCUGACUCAGUCACACAUGGUGCAGCAGGUCCUUCAGCACUUCGGCUUCACGUACUCCUCGCCUCAGGCCACUCCUAUGCCUACUCGCCACUCGCUCUCAGCUCUGCCUUCGGAUGAGUCCGUAGAGUCGAGUGGCCCGUACCCAGAGCUUGUUGGCUGCCUCAUGUACCUGAUGACCUGCACACGACCUGACCUUGCAUACCCUCUUAGCAUUCUUGCACGCUAUGUUGCUCCUGGGAGACACAGACCGGAGCACAUGGCUGCAGCGAAGAGGGUGUUGCGCUACUUGUGCAGUACGUCGGGCAUGGGGCUUGUGCUUGGAGGGCAGAGUCCAGUGGUCCUUACUGGGCACGCAGACGCUUCUUGGGCUGACGACCAGGCUACGCAGCGGUCGUCACAGGGUUACACCUUCAGCCUUGGUUCCGGCUCUGUUUCGUGGCGGGCUACUCGCUCGUCUUCUGUUCUCGGCUCCAGUUGUGAGGCUGAGAUCUACGCAGGAGCCAUGGCUGCACAGGAGCUUCGCUGGCUCACCUACCUGCUGACUGACCUCGGAGAGUUGCCUCGUUCUCCUCCAGUGCUGUACGUAGACAACAAGGCCAUGCUGGCCUUGUGUCGGGAGCAGCGACUGGAGCACAGAACGAAGCACAUUGCUCUCCGCUACUUUCUUGCUCGUGAGCUGCAGCAGCGUGGUCAGCUGCGUCUUGCGUACGUGGCCUCUGAGGCCAACACUGCUGAUAUCUUCACCAAGGCACUUGCGCCUUGUGACCAUCAGCGCUUCUGUACUCAGCUGGGCCUUGUGCCUACCUUGCCUCACUUGCUCACCUCUUGA
Messenger RNA from Closterium sp. Naga37s-1, 2640 nucleotides. The record is from the annotation of a GenBank genome assembly. Lineage: Eukaryota; Viridiplantae; Streptophyta; Zygnematophyceae; Desmidiales; Closteriaceae.